AUGGAAGGUUCAACAGCCGAGCAUGCUAAUCAUACUGGUGGUUUCGAAGGUUGUGACAUGCAAAUUUCCCCAGGAAAUACAAAAUAUUGGACUCCGGUCUGCAAUCCUUCAAUUAAGCCGUCGGUUGGACAGUGGUUCCUAAAUUUGGACAAUGCUAUUGAGUUCUAUGCAAAAUAUGCAGGAAAAGUUGGGUUUGAUAUACGUCGAAGCUCGGAAAAAAAGGACAGGCAGGGUAAGAUUUUGAUGAAGUACGUGUUGUGUUCCCGCGAGGGGUUUAAGCAACCAACUAUUUUAAGUAUUGGGGUGGAUGGAUCGCGUGGUGAAACCGGGACAGAUGUUAUUAGGCGUAGGACAUCGAAUAGGGUGGGGUGUAAUACACGGAUUGUGUUUAAGCGGAUAGGAAGUGGGGGGUUUGUCGUGUUUUCGUUAGAAGAGCGGCAUAAUCAUUGUAUGUGUUCGGAGGUGUCAAAAACGUUUUUGAGAGUGAAGCGGAAGUUGGACCUUGGCCAUCAGACUUUCAUUACCAAUUGUGCCAAGGUAAAUAUUGGGCCGAUUAAAUCUUUUAAACUGUAUAAAGAAAUGGUGGGUGAUUAUUCAAAAAUAGGGGCAACGAGUGUUGAUUUCUGUAAUUUCAGACGUGAUUUGUUGGCUUAUAUUGAGACGGGAGAUGCGCAUUUAAUACUUGCCAAGUAUCGACAAAAAAAAGAGGUGUGCCUGAAGAUGUACUUCGAGUACGAUGUAGAUGAGUAUGACCAUUUAUGUCGGGUGUUUUGGGCGGAUCCAGAGGCUAGAAGGAACUUUGCACGAUUUGGAGAUGCAAUGUCGUUUGAUGCUACAUAUAGUACGAACAGGUAUAGCCUGGUUUUUGUCCCUUUCACUGGGGUGGACCAUCACAAGAAAUGCAUUACAUUCGCUAUAGGGUUAAUAUCUAAGGAAGAUGUAAAAUCAUAUGUCUGGCUGCUUGAGAAUUUCAAGAAAUGCAUGGGGCAUGUGCCGCAGUUGACAGUGACCGAUCAAGAUCCCACCAUGAAGAGUGCCGUUGCACAGGUGUUUGAAUCAACUCGCCAUCGUUUCUGCAUGUGGCAUAUCAUGACCAAGGUUAGCGAGAAGGUAGGGUCAACAUUGGCAAAGAACGAAGAGUUUCGUAGGGCAUUGAAUGCUGUUGUGUGGAAUGAGAAACUUAAAAUUGAAGAGUUUGAGGUUAGGUGGCAUCAUAUUAUGGAGGACUACGGACUCAGUGAACACAAAUGGUUCAAGCAAAUGUUUGAGGUGCGUGAAUUUUGGAUUCCUGCAUAUUUCCACAACGUCUUCAUGGGAGGGUUAUUACGAACUACAUCACGGUCAGAAGCAGAGAAUAGUGUAUUCGGGAGUUACACUAGCCAACACGCUAGCUUAGUGGAGUUUUUCUUGCAAUUCGAGGCGGCAAUAGAUACCCAACGGCAUAAACAAGCGAAGCUUAAUGCAGAUUGUGAAAGCAAGUUUCCAGAGAUGAAAACCCCGUUGAAGAUCGAGCGGCAUGCCGCGACUAUUUACACCAUAGCUAUUUUCUAUGAUGUGCAAGAGGAGAUUUAUGCGGGGUGUGUCACGUCUCGAAUCAUAUCUAAGAUGGCUGAGGGCGAUUCUAUACACUUCGUGGUUGAAGAUGGUGAUGGGGGAUUAUUUGAUGUGUACGCGAAGAAUGUUGACCUGUCAUUUGAUUGCACAUGUCGAAUGUUUCAAAGGGUUGGGUUGUUGUGCAGGCAUGUGUUUGUCUUAUUAAAGGAUUCCCGCGUAGACAUCAUUCCGUCUCAAUAUAUUGUUGCAAGAUGGACUCGAGCCUAUGAUGGCGAGGUGUGUAGGGGAGACAACAUAGGUGUUGUUACGGAUCCAAAUUCUGCACUCACCCAAGUUUGGAAUGAGUUCUACAAUUGUGUUGGCCGUGCAUGUGGAAAUACCGACCGCCUGGUGGAGUUGGCAACAUUAUUGAAAGCUCAUAGUGAGAUAUCCACCAAUAGGAACAAUGCUGUUACCCCAAGUACUGCUAAGGUAAGUGUUAUCCAUUCAUUUUGUGGCUCGCCAAAGUCAUCAGAUGUUGUUGUCCGGCCACCUAACAGCUCGCCAAAGUCAUCAGAUGUUGUUGUCCGGCCACCUAACAUUGCUAAGAAUAAAGGGUCUGUUGUUGUCCGGCCACCUAACAUUGCUAAGAAUAAAGGGUCUGGGAAGCGAUUGAAAUCGAUAAGAGAGAAGGUUGCCGAGUCUGGGAAGCGAUUGAAAUCGAUAAGAGAGAAGGUUGCCGAGGAAGCGAUUGAAAUCGAUAAGAGAGAAGCGAUUGAAAUCGAUAAGAAUGAACAAGUAAAUCGAUCCUACACACCUGAGCCAAAUAACUCUGGAUAA
Molecule: messenger RNA, 2373 nt
Organism: Ipomoea triloba (trilobed morning glory)
Lineage: Eukaryota; Viridiplantae; Streptophyta; Magnoliopsida; Solanales; Convolvulaceae
Product: protein FAR1-RELATED SEQUENCE 5-like
Exons: 4
Coding region: 1-2373 (790 amino acids)
Biological process (GO): regulation of DNA-templated transcription
Molecular function (GO): zinc ion binding
Source: RefSeq, a predicted model, not a curated record